AGUCUGUUGAAACUGAAACAAUGUUGAUACCCCCACUAAAGUGUCAAAGUUAUCAAAAAGAUUUAUUUAGGCAACGAGAGUUUAGGCUAGCUCAAACAUACGUAGAAUCCCAUAGGCUUCCCUUUGAAUGUGCAGACUCCUCCUCGCGACACCUCCUCCGUAGAUUUACUCUCUCGUAUCCGCUCGGAAUAGUACGAGGAAUAUUCUCGCUGGUAGACGUAGUCCAGUCGUGUUCGCAGAGACACUCACUCACUCAUUCACUCUCAAACAUCAAGCAACGUUGAGAAUAUCAAGCGAUUAUUACUUCGAGAAGAAUUAAUUCGCGAUUUAUAAUAAUCGAUCUCAAAGAUCGAACGAGCAGUGUUUUUUGUCACUUUUCGAAAAUUUAAUUUGAAAAGUGAUGAAGAGGUAUACGAUAUCAAAACUGUGAUCAGAGUAUCGAUAAUACAAGAAAGAAGAAAUAAAACAAAAGAAGGAGAAGAUAAAGUGGAGAAAAAUAAUAAAAAAUAAGCAAUCGUGAAAGUGUCCUAACGUGCCCUACGAAAUUAUUUUGUUUACAGUGAUUUUGGGUGAUAACGAAUGUGUAAUUUCUUUCAUCGUGAAUCAGUCAUCGUUUUUAUUUAGGGGUGCUACGAUUAAUUGCAUGUUAUUUUAAACAAGGAGUUGUUUCGAGGAAUAUUUGAAAAACGAAUCCAUGCGUUUGUGAGAGGAUAAUAAAACGUCCCUCGAUCUACGAGAAUGACCGGCACCCGAAGCUUUCUUCAAUGGCUGCCACCUUUGCUCGUCUUUUGCCAAGUAUUCAACUACGGCUUGAUAUUGGAGGAAGAAACAGAACCAAAUUAUUUGACGGCUGCUGUCGGAGAAUACGUGGUAUUCAAUUGUGAUCUUGACUUUCCGCACGAGACACCAAUCCCGUAUAUUCUACAAUGGAACCGGGAUGGCCACAGUGUUUUCUCGUGGUACGAUGGGACGAUGACCUUGGAUCCUCGUUAUCAAGAACGCAUACAUUUUUUGAAAGACGCAUUAUCUCGCGGAUACGGUGAGGGUAGCAUCAAUCUCACCAACAUCAGGGAAAGCGAUCAGGGAUGGUACGAGUGUCGUGUUAUAUUUCCAAACAGGACACCUAAUUCAAGGAAAAAUGGCACCUGGUUUCAUCUUGCCAUCGAUGGUGUGUCGCCGCUUCCGACAAAUGUUCCAGGUGAGACCCUCUUCACGACGCCACCCGUCAACAAAUCUGUCAUGGAAGGGGAACCAGUUUCUUUCGAUUGCGUCGUCAAAGAUAAUUCAUCUACCGUUAAUUGGUUCCACGAAGGUAUUGAGAUCUCGCAAGUUAAGGAUCUCGAGAGAAGAGCUUCCAUCAAGGAAGACGGAACGUUGGUAAUAAAGUCAACUUUAAUGAGUGAUCUUGGAGAGUACACUUGCGGGGUGACCGGUUGGAAUGGGAAUCAACAAAAUGCCUCGGCCUUUCUCAACGUCCAAUAUAAGGCAAAGGUCAUUUAUGCUCCUAGAGAAGUUUAUCUUCCUUAUGGAAAGCCAGCCCUUUUGGAUUGUCAUUUUAGGGCUAAUCCACCGCUGACGAAUCUUCGUUGGGAAAAGGACGGAUUUCUCUUUGAUCCUUACAAUGUUCAAGGUGUAUUUUACAGAAGAAAUGGAUCUCUUUACUUUAGCAAAGUAGACGAAACGCAUUCCGGAAGUUACAGUUGUACUCCAUACAAUGAUCUGGGUACCGAUGGGCCUAGUCCUGCUAUCAAUGUCGUUGUUCAAAGACCACCGGUUUUCACGGUAACACCUCAACAUUUAUACAUGAGAAAAUUAGGAGAAAGUUUGGAAAUUCCGUGCGAUGCAAGGGAUGGUGAUCAUAGUCAUCGACCCACAAUAGCAUGGUACAAAGACGGUUCACCACUACCACGUGAAAGGACUAUCCUAACAGGUGGUAAUUUGACUAUAGAAAGAAUUCAAGAACAAGAUCGUGGAUUGUAUCAAUGUGCAGCUAGCAAUGAAGCUGCAACUGUAGUGGCAGAUGCUGAAUUAAUGGUUUUAAAUAUUCCACCAAGGGCACCAUACAAUCUCAAUGCCAAUAGUAGCAGAAAUGCUGUAACUUUGACGUGGGUACCGGGUUAUGUUAGACCAAAGAUGGAAUACUCUGUCUGGUAUAGACCAACCGAUAUGUCUGAAUGGAGAACGAUGAAAAUACUUUCUCGAAAGAUCACUGAAGCUACUGUAAACAAUUUGAAUCCUGGUAGAGAAUACGAGUUCAUGGUUCUGAGUCAAGACAAGCACGGUGAUGGAAUGUUUAGUAAAGCGUUACGAGUAUUUACCAAACCUACUGCCAUGGAUCAUAACUCAGCAUCAGAAUUUCGUAGUCCAUUAGAGGAAGAGAGAAUGGGUCCACCACGUAAUGUAAGGGUUCAAGCUACCGUAGAGGGUUAUCUGGUUACAUGGGAAGCACCAUUAGAAGGUAAAGGUCAGGUUAGACUUUACGUUGUUAGAUGGUUCCGUGGUCCGGCACAACAUUUAUAUGGAAGAGUUGAAACAACUGACACUUAUUAUUUAGUGAAAACGUUAGAAGAAGAAAGUCAAUAUACAUUUGAAGUGGCAGCCAUGUCAUUGUCUGACGAUGAAGCUACCAGCGAACGUAUAAGUUUAGAGGUACCAGCAUAUCGUAGAAAUCGUGCAAUUUCUAUGGGAAUAGUUGCUGGUAUAGGAUUUUUAGCAGCUACUUUGGCAGCUGUUUGGUGGGCUAGAAAAAGAUUUUGUCGAUCACCCUCCCACGAAAAAUGAUAAUUUAUUAAAGAGAUCACGGUUAUUAAUGCAUAGAUUUUUUGUUUCGAAGCUGAUGAGUUUACGCCAGUGUCAACGCGUUUAUAAUUAAAAAAAAAAAAAAAAACGUGUUAUUAUUCAAAUAA
Messenger RNA from Polistes dominula (European paper wasp), 2906 nucleotides. RefSeq names its product borderless (gene bdl). Gene Ontology annotation, molecular function: protein binding. Lineage: Eukaryota; Metazoa; Arthropoda; Insecta; Hymenoptera; Vespidae. Gene Ontology annotation, biological process: cell-cell adhesion. The record is from RefSeq and is a predicted model, not a curated record.